Molecule: messenger RNA, 987 nt
Organism: Penicillium atrosanguineum
Lineage: Eukaryota; Fungi; Ascomycota; Eurotiomycetes; Eurotiales; Aspergillaceae
Exons: 1
Coding region: 1-987 (328 amino acids)
Source: RefSeq, a predicted model, not a curated record
AUGUCGAGAAAGGGAGCUACCGCAGCAGCUGCCUAUGGCACGUCAUUGUGGGGAUUCGCAGUUAUCGGCAUAGGCUUCUUCCUGGCAAAAAGCCAUUUCAAGACCCUUCUUCUAUUCUGCUUUUUUGGCGGAAUCGGCGUCGGGUGGACGUAUCUCGCCGUCAUUAUUAUGGUUGACCAGGAAUUGCCGAAUAGUUCAUUUAUCCCAAACGCUAUUGGGCCUCUUGGGUUUGCAUCCGGCACUUCUGCAAUUGUCGGCCUGGAAAUCUUGUUCAGGCUGAGUAAAUUGGAUGCAGUGGCCUUGGGUAUCAGGGUAGUGAUCAUGGGUGCAAUUUUUGCUUUGGUUGGAAUCAGUACGAUGAUCAUGCUGCCUAGUCAGACAUUGAAACCUGAGGAACAGUCUCCGCCUUGGGUCCCUUUCAGCUCAUCAGAGCUAAUUUUACCAGUCUUGCUCUUCUUCAGCGCAUUGCCCGGCAUGACUGUUCUUUCCGCAGUGCUCCAUUUCUCUUCUUAUUAUGCAGUGAGAUACUGGUCGCAGACAUUGGAAAUUCUACCUAGCGGUAUGCUUUCCCUCGCUGUGGGCUGCAUUCUAGCACCCAUCUUGAGUUCUCAAUUCGGGCCCAGAGCUUUAUUGGUGGCCCUGUCCAGUCUGCAAAGUAUUCUCCUUGUGCUGCUGUCGAGAGCUCAAUCCGCUACAUUGGCCAUGACAGCUUUUUUCGUUGUUUUGUUCAUCCAUGGAAGUGGGCUUAGCAUCCUCCUGGAACUGGCGAAGGACCAUACCGCUCACUCUACUGUGCUUCCCCUCAAAUAUGGUCGAGUUCUUGCCGCCUGGGGUCUUGCCGGUGCUGCUGGAUGUCUCUUGAGCUCGCAGCUUUUGCGUUUGACCGGAGGUGAAGAAAUCCUUGUCUUUGUUAUCGGGAUAGUGUCAUUAUGGUUUGGCGCAACUCUAUACUUUGCGCCAUUUUUCGGAACCAGAUCUCUUGUAUGA